AUGAGCCGCAUCGGGCACAUCGAGUCUUUCGACGAUACGACGAGCGACUGGCGCUCCUAUGAAGAAAGACUGGCGUCGUACCUCCUGGUAAACGAGGUUCCCGAAGGUAAGAAGGUCCAUGCCUUCUUGAGUCUCAUCGGUCCGAAGACGUACGCUUUGUUGAAGUCGCUUACGGCCCCGCAGUCACCGUCCGAAAAGUCGUUUACCGUGUUACUCAAGCUUCUGGGCGAUCAUCUUGCGCCGCAGCCAUCCGUCAUAGCGGAAAGGGCGAAGUUCUACAGGCGUUCGCAAGAAGAAAGUGAGUCCAUCGCCGAAUUCGUAGCGGUACUUCGAGAUCUAGCACAGAGCUGCGAUUUUGGAGGCUUUCUUGAUGAGGCGCUACGCGACCGUUUUGUGUGCGGCCUUCGCCGAGAAGAUGUGCAGCGCGUCCUCUUCACAGAAGACAAAAAGCUGACUUUCCAGAAAGCCGUAGAGAGGGCUCUUGCGAUGGAAAUAGCAACUAAAAGUGCAGCGUUAACGCACACCAGCGGUGCAUCGGUCCCUGACGUCCACAAGGUUCGGGUCGACCACAAAGCGCGGAUCGACAAGCAAGUACCAGAGCAGUCAAGUUGUUUCCGUUGUGGCUCGACCAACCACCGCAGUGAUGCGUGCCCCCACGUCGGUGACACAUGUUUCAAGUGCAACCGGAAAGGGCACAUUCAGCGCGCCUGCCGUUCGGGUAACAAGAAGCCGACAAAAUCGAAACGACAAAGGCAGGUGAAAACGCUGACGUCCGUUCACGACGCGGUAUCUCUGCAGGCGGUCAAGGCUGCGAGGUCUGGACGAACUGUUGAUGUCCUACUCUUCCCCCAACGGAAGGCUUAA
Messenger RNA from Ixodes scapularis (black-legged tick), 864 nucleotides. RefSeq lists its product as uncharacterized. NCBI's taxonomy places the organism in Eukaryota, Metazoa, Arthropoda, Arachnida, Ixodida, Ixodidae. Bases 1 to 864 code for a protein of 287 amino acids. The transcript has a single exon. Gene Ontology annotation, molecular function: zinc ion binding; nucleic acid binding. The record is from RefSeq and is a predicted model, not a curated record.